Molecule: messenger RNA, 1650 nt
Organism: Fusarium fujikuroi IMI 58289
Lineage: Eukaryota; Fungi; Ascomycota; Sordariomycetes; Hypocreales; Nectriaceae
Product: transketolase family protein
Exons: 4
Coding region: 1-1650 (549 amino acids)
Biological process (GO): pentose-phosphate shunt
Cellular component (GO): cytosol
Molecular function (GO): transketolase activity
Source: RefSeq, a predicted model, not a curated record
AUGCAUCAAACUCCCACUGAAGCCUCAGGUAGUUUUCGGGCCAGUGGUAGCUCCUCUGAUGAGCUUCAAGAGCUCGAUAGAUCGUUGAAGCUGCUCACUGGUCUCAUUUCGCAAUCAAAGAAAGAAGGAUAUGAAUCCUCCAGGUUGAAGGCUUCUAUUGGAACAGCUCUGUUCAAGUACGUGAUGAGAUAUGCACCAGAAGACAGCCACUACUUUAAUCGAGAUCGUUUAGUCGUGUCAGGACAUUAUGCUGGCAGAUGGAAAGGCUUAUUUGAGCAUCUCAUCGCAGCACAAGGCAUCAUCGUCAGCCUUCCAAAUAUUGCCAGCGACCUUCCCGGAACAAUUCACACUCACAGUGACUCAAAUAAAGCAAUCGAGGGUGCUAUAGGCCAGGCAGUUGCAUUUAAAAGCCUUAUGAUGCUCUACAACAAACCAGAUCUGGAGCUUCUAGACAACAUGAUUUGGUGCAUCAUCGAUGAUCCCAAGUUUCAGCAGGGCAGUGCUCUAGAUGCAGUCGCUCUUGCCGGCAGUUGGAAGCUCAGCAAUCUCUGUGUAAUUCAUGAUAGCACGUAUGACUCAAUGAGCGAUAGUCUUCAAGUCAAAAACUUCAAGAGGCAUGGCUGGAAAGUACUUGAACUGGUAAAUGACGAGAACUUUACUAUCGCCACCCUAUAUAUGGCCCUCAACUACUCAAGAAGAAGCGAUUCGCCGACUUUGAUCAGUAUUCAACUGCCGAAUCGCCCCUUGUCCCACGAAGUAGACUCUUAUCUUAACAACAAUGCUCCGCUCUACCUCUCGCAGGAGCUUUACGAUAUCUUUCUAGAUGUAUUCAAGAAGAGUAAGCUCUACGAAGCCGAUUGGCUAGUGAGGGUAAAGAAAUACAGGGAGCUGUACCCAACGCUUGCUCGGGAGUUCUGGUACCACGUUGCAGGCAGGGCAGCAACCAUUACUCAACAUCAACCUGCACUCACUAGCCCGAUACCUCUGCCGAUACCUCCCUUAUCAGCUGAUCAGUGGUCCCGGAUAAGGGAACGCAGAUCCUUCAGAGGUGAUGACUUGUCACAGCGGCCAAACAGGCGUUCGAGGCCAGGGAGGACAAAGCCCGAAGCAUUUCACAUCCGACCCUGCGACGCCGAAGAAGCUGCAGGCGCUUUUCUCGUGACCAUCAGAUCAAGCAAGAUACCAACAACAAUUUUCCUGCCGCAGAAUGGUGCCACCAGCUUUACAGAUCACUCGUCCCGUCUAGGUGUGACACAUGGAGCUUACACGUUCUCCAAAUGUCACGACGAGGACUUUGACUUGACUCUCAUAGCCGCCGGAGUUGUUAUUCACUAUGCAAUGGGCACACAAGAGCUCCUCAUACGGGAAUAUGGUUUGAAAGCCAAAAUAGUGUCAUGUCCCUGCCUUAGGCUAUUCCAGCUGCAGACAGAGGAGUAUAGGAAAUCUGUCCUUUGGCCGCAGAGCAGGAAACCGACCGUGGCAAUUGACUUUGGGAAUAGCCAGGGGUGGAAGCCCUAUGCAGACGCAUUAAUGUUAUUGGAAGACGGCGCGAAUGUAGAGACAGAGGCUAAUAUGCCUAAGAGGAUUGGGCGCAGGAUCAGAGAUUUCGUUCAAGAGUUUAAAGAGCGAAAUUCCUUUCAAGUUGAAUGA